Molecule: messenger RNA, 2544 nt
Organism: Rodentolepis nana
Lineage: Eukaryota; Metazoa; Platyhelminthes; Cestoda; Cyclophyllidea; Hymenolepididae
Source: the annotation of a GenBank genome assembly
AUGAAAUUAAUUUUAGCUGAAGAGUGCAUGUCAAUAAGCGGACUGCCCCACUUGGCGCACUUCCUGCUGCGCUCCGCCAAGUUUCAUCAGACACAUCUGGUGGGUCGAUUGAAACUCCUGGAGAAGCUUGUUGAGAUGCAUUGUGAGACUGUGGCGAAAGUGAAGAGCAGCGGAGGAGGAGGAGGAGGAGAUGUUGCAUGUAGCAGAGGAGUCACUGCCGCUUCGGUGUGCAGCAGGCGCAUCAGCUAUCGUCAUCUCUGCUCCAGUCUCAUCUUCGCUCGUCGACAUGUCUAUCCGCCUGAUCAGCCGGUUUUCCCUCACAACCUCGCCAACGAAGGCGCGAUGGCUCCUCAAUUCCGAAGGGCCAACUCCUCAACCGCUAACAAUUCAGCCAAUCCAAAUGCAUCCUCCUUGAAGGCCACUGGUAUCUCGGCGGAACAACAUGUGGAAGGUGUUCAAGUCAGCUCAUUUGCUUGUCUUAUGGAAGCCAACAUCAAGGCCAGUCGACUUGCUAGAAGAGUGUUCAUCGCGGUUGCACGGGCUUUGCUUCAGGAGCCGCGUUCACCUUCAACAACAACAACAACAACAGCAGCAGGAGGAGGAGGAGGAGGAAAUUCCUCCCUUCCAGAUGCUGAGAGUUUUGUCAAUGCUGAGAUCAAACUUCUUGACGUCAGUUUAGCUGCUAAGUUGCGCGCUAAAUUGUCAGAUCUCCUGUUAAUUACAAAUGCACCCACUGUAACUGCAGCGAAUCCGUUCUCUACGAAUAUGACAAUAAAGUCCCCACCUACGGUAGUGGCCCCAUCCAUUUUAAUGACUCCGACCACCUUUACCACACAGCCCCCUCCACCACCACCACCGCCACCACCACCACCACCCCCUGAAUAUGAAUUUCCCCCUAUCCCUCCUCCACGUCGAUUCUCCCAGACAAGCAAACCAACUCCUGCGCCUCAGCCCCCAGCAGAGAACACCCGUAUUAUAACACCCAAUGGGGUCCGAAUUGCCCUUGAACCCGCCUAUGACCACGUGGCUCUCUCGGAGACUGCGGGCGUCUAUAGUUCCAGUGAAGAGGAGGAAGAUGGGGACGUGGCAGACGAGGAACCUCUUGAAAAACUUGACUGGGAAGAGGUUGGAACUUCCCAACUCCCACAGCAGCAUAAACAAGAAAGAAAGCAGGUCUCAACCACAUCCGUUCUUCCAUCUGUUCCCACACCUGCCGAAUUAUCCGCUCUUAAAACAGCUCUUCGCAGAGCAGCAUGGUCUCCAGUCCCACUCGUAACUAUCCCUAAUCUUGCGCAAACACUGGAUGCUAAAGAUCCCCUGAAGACGGAAUAUCGGUAUAAAGAGGGAGUGGAUUGGCUCUUGGGCCCCUUUUUGGGGAAGGGUGCCUUCUCUUUGUGCUAUCAGGCGCGUGAUAUUCGCACAGGCACGUUAAUGGCAGUGAAGCGACUUCGGUUCGUGGGUGAAUCAGGAAGUGAGGCUGAAGAGCAGCUAGCAACAGCCAUGGAAGAAGUGGAAAUCAUGCGACGUCUCUAUCAUCCGAAUAUUCUCCGUCUAUUUGGCAUUGCCUACAACCCUGAGAAGAAACACGUGGACAUCUUCGUUGAGUGGAUGCCAGGUGGAAGCAUUACAAGUUUGCUCAAUCAGUACGGCGCUUUCACUGAAACUGUCUCCUUAGCGUACACUCUGCAAGUGAUUCGAGGAAUAUCUUGUCUCCAUAAGCACGGUAUCCUUCAUCGUGAUUUGAAAGGUGGGGGCUACUUAAUUACAGUAGACAAGCUCGAACUGUUUCAUUCAUUAACUCAAGUGCGCUUCGUUUCAGGUGCCAAUUUGUUAGUUGAUUGUACUGGGAGUGUAGUGAGGAUUUCUGACUUCGGUGCAUCUGCACGACUUGGUAGCCAAGGCAGCGUAUCAGGUCAAUUCCAAGGCCAAGUGAUUGGCACUUUUGCCUUCAUGGCCCCCGAGGUGCUAAGAGGCGAGACCUAUGGACGAGCGUGUGAUAUUUGGUCUGUGGGUUGUUGUCUUCUGGAGAUGCUCAGUGGCAAACCUCCGUGGAACGACUCUCGUCUUACAAAUCAAUAUGCUCUUAUGUUUACAAUUGCAUCGACUGACCAACCACCACCUUAUCCGAAAUCUAUAAGUCCCUCUGUUGAAAAAUUCCUUGAUUCGUGUUUCAAUAGAAUUCCUGAACAGAGACCUACUGCGAGACGUCUCUUACAACACCCAGUCUUUUCAGUCAUUACCUCAGCACAAGAGCCUUCCACAGACACCUCGAAGAUGAUUCCACUAAAUAGAACUUGCAGCAAUUUAUCAAAAAGCUUCACAGCCGUUAGUCUCUCCAGCAGCAACCACAGUUCACCUCGUGGCACAACUCGACAUCGCGCCCUCCCACCUGUCCCUCAUGAAAACUCUCUUCCACCUUCUUCCUCCAACAAAACCCAACCGAUUUCCCCCGCUCCUAAUUACGACAAGCUUGUGACUCCAAUGCCCCAGUCUCGUCAACACCAAGUGGUAGCCCAGCAGCGCAAAAUUUGCCGAAACCAAUGA